AUGCUCAAGAGAAUUGAUCCUUCGAAUUCUGUCUUGGUUUCUUACUUAGCAACUAUUGAUACUUCUGCAGAAACCAGGAUUCUUCUACCACAUCCAUCUGCAAAGAAAUCCAAGAAGACAAAGAAACGUGAUGUUGGGUCUUCGGAUACCAAAGCCAAGUCUUCGAAGAAACCAAAGUCCGUUCAUGUCAUUGAACCUGAACUCGAUCAGCCAAAGCAUGUUGUUCCUGAUACCCAGGUCAUUGAAAACGAAAUAAUUCCUUCAAAUACUGGUGUAUUCAAGCGUAUUAAGAUGACAUCAAAGACAAAGAGAAGAUCGUUGGGUAUGAAGAGGGUUCUUAAGCCACAAGUUUCUCACCAAGGAGUAAUUUUUAGAGAAGUACCAGCUCCUAUGUCUCCUUCAACAUAG
Molecule: messenger RNA, 408 nt
Organism: Lactuca saligna
Lineage: Eukaryota; Viridiplantae; Streptophyta; Magnoliopsida; Asterales; Asteraceae
Source: the annotation of a GenBank genome assembly